Messenger RNA from Arachis ipaensis, 1636 nucleotides. RefSeq lists its product as uncharacterized. The record is from RefSeq and is a predicted model, not a curated record. Gene Ontology annotation, cellular component: mitochondrion. Gene Ontology annotation, biological process: mitochondrial proton-transporting ATP synthase complex assembly. Lineage: Eukaryota; Viridiplantae; Streptophyta; Magnoliopsida; Fabales; Fabaceae.
CUCUCUCAGUCUCGCUCUCUGCACUCACUCUCAGUCUCACUCGACGAAACCCAGAGCCGGCGGCGAACCCACCUUCUCGCAGCACCUUCCAGCACCGGCGAAGCCCUUCCUCCCACCACCUCGCAGCGCCGCUGAACCUUUCCUCCCAGGUUCCCAGCACCUCCUCGCAGACAGCACCACCCAGCCCCAGCCAGCACCACCCUCGUGGAGUCGCGGUCGUGGACACUACACCACCCAGCACCAUCCAGCAGCCAGCAGUGCACCACCCCCGGCGCCACCAACAGGACCGAUCUGGCCACCCGCAGCACAGUACAGCACCGACCACCCAGCCACCGAUUCAAGUCAGAUAUGGAGCCCGAACCUCCGAGUCAGGUAUAGGAUGCAUCCAGAGAUAUGCAAAUCCUCUUCAGUCUUCUACAAAAAUUUUUCAAGCUUAACCACUGAAAACAAAACACUGCCACUGAUUCAUUCAAUCGUCAAAUUUGUUCCUUUUUCUCAUUUCUGAAUUCUACGAUGCAAAGGGUAUCUUCAACAAUCUCAAGGACCAUAGCUUCUUUGCCCAAGGCCAGAAGCCCGUUUCUGCUUAAACGCCCUUUCUUUGCAGCAACUACCCAGAAAUCGCAGCAGCCGGAGAUUUCGGGAGAUUUCUGGAAAUGGGGUUCGGUUGGGUUUUGCAGGACGUCAAAGUUCGCCAGUGGGUUCACUCCUUUGCAGCCAAAGCCCUUGGAUUCCAUUGUAGAUGUUGAAAGAUUGAAGGACCGCUACCCUGAUGAUAUUGCUUCUAUUUGGGAUGAUUAUCACUUGGGAAGAGGUCAUAUUGGAGCAUCCAUGAAAGCAAAACUUUAUAACCUGCUGGAGCAUAGAGCUUCAGAAUGCCGAUAUUUUGUCAUUCCUGUGUGGAGAGGAAGCGGUUAUACGACAAUGUUUGUUCAAGUGCAGAUGCCACACAUUCUUUUUACGGGUCUUGAAGAUUACAAGGCCAGGGGAACACAAGCAGCCCCCUACUUUACUGUGACCUUUUACAAAGAAUUUGCUGAGACCAAGGACUUGGUGCUUAUCCGUGGGGAUGUUGUGUUUACCAGCAAGCUGACCGACUCUGAGGCGGAAUGGCUAAUAGAAACUGUUCAGUCUUUCUAUUUGAAUGAUGCGAGGUACAAACUGGUUGAGAGGUUCAACAAAGAAACACAUAAUUUUGAGUUUAAGGAUGUCUUGCAAGCGUUGAACAUGCCGAUUCUGUGACCACUUUUAAUUGGACAAAUACUAAAUUGCUGCAACAAGCAAAGAAGAAGGGUUGAUUGGAGCUAGGACAUUGAAGUUGCAAAUGAACCUGUUUAUCGAGAUGUCUGUCUGCAGCCUAUGGUGAAGGGAGACACAAAAUGGAAAUGACUCAUGGCAAGGUUAGAGGAGAUAUUUCUUCAUUUUUUAUUUGUUAAAGUCUUGCAUUCAAUUACUUUUUAUGUGUUUCCUUCUGGUGCAAGGAAGGGACUAGAAGUUAACUUUCAAUUAUAUAUAUCCCCAAAUGUAGUCUUGUUUCUUUCUUUCUUGCUGAAACAUUACUUACCCAGUUACCAAUAAAGUAUAAUGAAGGAUGUGUGAAACUAGAAAAACAUCAAUACUAUUUAUGAACAUUGAUCUA